AUGCUUGCCCCGCGAGCCUUUCGGCCUGCAUCCCUACUCGCCCGACCCUUCCACACAUCUGCCCCUGUCUUUCGAGCGCCCUCCAUUCGGGACAUCACGCCUGACUCGGCUGAAGAGUUCAAUGCUCGCCAGAAGGAGUUUCGGGAGAACCUGGAAGUAGCUCGCAAGAAGAGAGAACAGCAAGAGAGUCAGUCAGUCGGUGCUUCUGCUUCCACCUCUGCAUCUGCCCCAGCCCCUGUUACCCGUGAUCGCCUCCGUGAGUACACUGACGCUCCUGCUGCUUCUUCCAAGAGCAACGCGAGCGAUGAAAAGAGCCCCAUAUUUGACGCCGCCGAUGUUCUUGAUAAUCAAGCAUUGGGCUCACUUUCUACCCACCGUUCUUUAGGAGACGAACACUUGCUGGAAGUCAACCGAUCUCCGAAACGCGGACCACUCUCAUCUUUAAUUUACGGUACGAAAGAAGGCCAGCAGCUUGAUAGAGACAUCGAACGUUCUUUCUCGCAAGUUCUCGCCCGCGGCAAAUACGUGCACUCCAUUGUUUUCCACGACGUGAAACCCGAUCGAGUAGACGAAUAUGUCGACCUGGUUGGCGAAUGGUACCCUAGAAUGGCGGCUGCGGAAGAAAACCGCGUGAAUUUGGUGGGAAGCUGGCGAACGCAAGUGGGAGACAAUGACACCUUUGUUCAUAUCUGGGAAUAUCAGCGGUAUGAAGGUUACCAUGCUUCUCUUCACAAUAUCUCGCGCCACCCAGGAUUCCCUGCCUUCGACAAGAAACUCAAGAGUUUGAUUAAGAGCAAGAAGACGUCCUUGAUGCAGGAAUUUUCGUUCUGGCCUACAACGCCGCCGCGCCGCCUGGGAGGCCUCUUUGAACUUCGAUCUUACACUCUUCAUCCUGGCAAUCUUCUUGAGUGGGAAACUCAUUGGCGCCGUGGCCUUAAGGCUCGUCGCGAGGUCAUGGAAGGCGUGGGCGCUUGGUUCGUGCAGAUUGGAGACCUGAACACGGUCCACCAUCUGUGGCAGUUUGCAAACCUUGAAGAGCGCAAGAUCCGCCGGGAGCAGUCUUGGGGCAUAGAAGGCUGGGCUGAGACGGUGCAUAAAACUGUUCCGCUCAUCCAAACCAUGCAGAGCCGCAUCUUAAUCCCCAUGCCCUGGAGCCCUGUCGGCUAG
Messenger RNA from Aspergillus nidulans FGSC A4, 1167 nucleotides. Its product is annotated as NIPSNAP family protein. Gene Ontology annotation, biological process: mitophagy. NCBI's taxonomy places the organism in Eukaryota, Fungi, Ascomycota, Eurotiomycetes, Eurotiales, Aspergillaceae. The record is from RefSeq and is a predicted model, not a curated record. Bases 1 to 1167 code for a protein of 388 amino acids. The transcript is spliced from 2 exons.